Molecule: messenger RNA, 1574 nt
Organism: Ostrea edulis (European flat oyster)
Lineage: Eukaryota; Metazoa; Mollusca; Bivalvia; Ostreida; Ostreidae
Product: DNA-directed RNA polymerase I subunit RPA43-like
Exons: 5
Coding region: 132-860 (242 amino acids)
Biological process (GO): DNA-templated transcription initiation
Cellular component (GO): RNA polymerase I complex
Source: RefSeq, a predicted model, not a curated record
GAGCGAAGAAUGCUUCCUAAUUGCUUAUAAACCACAUGGAUUGAUUGAACUAUUACUAAUAGUACUAUCCUCUUAUUUGACUCUACAGCAUUAGUUACUACUUACUACGGUAAUCCCACUCACUCAACAAAAUGAACGUCAACGUAAUCAAAUUCAAGGAGGCUGAAGAAAUUAUGAAAUCGCAAGAACAUUCUCAGUUCGUGAAGAUAAAUAAACGCAAGCGGAUUAUUUUCCAUCCUUGCUUUUUAGGGAAUACUAGAAAAGGAAUCGAAGAGACUUUAAAAUCGGAAAGAAAUUUGGUUUCUGACGAGUUUGGUGGUGCGGUGAUUGCAUACAACAACAUAAAGAUACAAGACAGCCUGGGUCUAAUUGUGGAUCCCUACAUACACUUCGAUAUUGUAGCUGAUUUUAUUGUGUUCAAGCCGACAGUGGGUUCUACAAUGACAGGAAUGGUAGAUAGAGUAUUUAAAAAACACGUCAGUCUUCUGGUGUAUGGUAUCUUCAAUGUAUCCAUAUCAAAAUCUGAGUCCAACGAACAUCUUCUGACGAAGGGCAGUGAGGUGGAGUUUACAGUGGAGCGGAUCUAUGUAAACAACAGGAUUCUGUUCAUGCGUGGAGCUUUAUGGAGUGAUGUAGCAGCAGACCAUGGAAAAAAGAAGACAAAAAAGAAUCAAAGGAAAGUUUUCACUGAUGAAGAAGAAGAGAGUAUGGAGACCGAACAAAACUCGCAGAAAGGGGCCACAGACGAUGGAGUUGAUGAAAUCGGUGGUGAUGUGGAAAUGGCUGCUGAGGCGUCUCCAUCUGUAUGCAAGAAGUCUGAAAAGAAAAAAAAGAAGAAAUCAAAAAAGGAAAAAGUUUGACAGUUCAGUUGUUAAUUGAUGAUUCGCUGUGAUACAGACUACACAACAUCCCACUGCCGGUGUACAUACUGCUACCUGUCUGAAUGUCAUGAAGUCCGAGGGUACGCCGUGUUACACUGCCAACAGAAUGGGCAUUUGUGAAUCCAGUAAAACAAAGCUAUAGCAAAGUGCCAAGGACAGUUCAUUUUAAACAUAAUUCAUUAUAUCCGUGUAGAUUUUCUGUUUGUUUUAUUUUGUGAUAAGCUGUAAAUUGUUAUACAUGAAAUUGUAUAAUUUAUAUAACCUUACUUUGCUGUUUCAAUACAUUUAAGUGACCAAUCAUGUUUUUCAUUUUGAAUGAGUAGUACUGUAAUAGUGGUUAUUUACGCCAGGGUUAAGUAUGCGUUUUUUCACAUCCAACAUUACGAGUGGGGGGAAAAAUACGCGGCGAGUAAGUAUAAUUAUUUCAGAUAUUUAUAACCAUGCAUGGGGGAAAUUUAUGCGCAUUUUACGUGACCGCGUGUCGGUGUAAAUUUGCCCACACGUAAAUAAUCACUUUUACAGUAUUUGAUACCAUGUUUAUCAAUAAAUUCUAACAUGUGAAAAUUUUGUAAUUCACUAUGUAAUGUACUUCUACAAGUUGUGUUUAAUUUUUACUGUAUAUUUGCUGUGAUUCAAGCUUGUAUGUGAACUUGUUAAACCAUGUCCAGUGGUGAUUCUAUAUAUGCACUGGUA